Beauveria bassiana ARSEF 2860 is the source of this 2733-nucleotide messenger RNA. Its product is annotated as Ncp1-like protein. NCBI's taxonomy places the organism in Eukaryota, Fungi, Ascomycota, Sordariomycetes, Hypocreales, Cordycipitaceae. The record is from RefSeq and is a predicted model, not a curated record. The transcript is spliced from 3 exons. Bases 1 to 2733 code for a protein of 910 amino acids.
AUGUAUACAACUCAGGGCAACACUCUGGCCGAACCCAACCAGCAAUCACAUUUCUCACACGCUUCGACGCGCUCAUCAAACUCCCACAGCGAUAAUGACCAAAGGACGAGCCAGUCGACGCCCUCGCGGCCCCGGUACUCAGAUGAUUUUCGCUAUCGAACGAUGGCCACAUACAUCUACAACCGCAUCAUGGUCAGCGGCUGGAUUCACCCCGAUGCGGCCCAUGAUCCAAACAAUAUUCAUGGCGUGCUAAUUCGUCGUACUCGAGGACAAUAUCUUUCUGUCCCAGAGCCCGUCCACCCUGUUCUCCAUGACGCGGUGAGCCGCAUGAAUCUAGCUGUUGCAGUCACAAUUCGUCCCCGUCUGCUCGAGGGUAUCAUGAUGACCCUGACUGAAGGUCAGACUGAGCUCCGCUUGAAAGACGGUUCUCAGCUGCAGGUCAUAGACUCUCUCAACCACGCACAUCCCACCACCGUCAAGAAGUAUCAGUAUGCCUGUAUUUGCCAGCAGGAGCGCAUGCUGCUCCUCUGGCAUGACGACAUAUCGCAUGUCUUGUCUCACGCGGCGCAUCUCGAAGAGAAACUACUUACAAUGAUCUGGGGUUCUGGCAAAACGGUCAACACGGUGCUCUCUUCGCCCUUCCGCACCCCUUCCGUUCUCUCCGUGAUGACUCCCAGCGGCAAUAACACGCCAAGCAAUGGCAUCGAUGAGAAAACUGCCUACAUCACCGAGACGCCUGACGAGGCUGACGAGAACAUUGCUGCCGCAAAGAAAAAAGCCAUGGAGCGCCCAGAGUCGUUGAAGCGACCUGUAAUGCGUACCUCUGCUGUAUUCAUCGGUCUCGCCAUGGCCCUCACCAUUGUCCUGCUCGUCGGCGUCUACAUUGGUCGACUAGUCAGCGAGUGUCUCCUCGAUGGGUCUUACACUCGCAUGGCUCUAGUCUUUCCGAUUCCUCUACUGGCCUGCGUCAGUCUCUUCUUCUUCCAGAUUGUCUUUUCCGACCUUUUCCAGAUUCUUGGCCCCAUCGGUGGCAACACCACCAACUCGCGAUUCUUUUCGUGCCAUAAGCCCAGCCUGGAUCGCGCCUACGCGGAUGGCAUGGAGCUCCCCAAAGUGACUAUUCAGAUGCCCGUUUAUAAGGAGGGCAUGGAGUCGGUCAUUAUCCCCACUAUUCGCAGUCUACAGCAGGCCGUCUCCUUUUACGAGUCUCACGGCGGCUCCGCUACCAUCUUUAUCAACGACGACGGUCUGCGUGCCGGCCUCUCUGAGGCGCAGGUGCGCCAACGUCAGGACUACUACCACAACAACAACAUUGGCUGGGUCGCACGCCCGCGCCACAACGGCGAUGAGGGCUAUGCCCGCAAGGGCAAGUUUAAGAAGGCAUCCAACAUGAACUUUGCCCUCAACUUUUCGCAGCGCGUCGAGGCCCGCAUGCAGGAGAUGAUGGACACCCGGGUCGCCAACACAGGCUCGGAUCUCAUUGACGAGGCAGAGGAAGAAGAGAUGUACAAUAUGGCCCUGGCACAGCUCCUUGACGAAGAGCCUCUCGCUUGGGCCGAGGGCGACAUUCGCGUCGGCGAGAUUAUUCUUCUCGUUGACUCUGAUACUCGUGUGCCCAUUGACUGUCUCCUCUACGGUGCCGCCGAGAUGUACCUCUCCCCCGAGGUCGCCAUUGUGCAGCACUCGACCGGCGUCAUGCAGGUCACCCGCGACUACUUUGAGAAUGGCAUCACCUACUUCACCAACCUCGUCUACUCGUCCAUCCGCUUCUCCAUCGGCGCCGGCGAGGUCGCGCCCUUUGUUGGCCACAACGCUUUUCUUCGUUGGCGCGCUGUCCAGGACGUCGGCCGCUCGGAGCAGGACGGCGCCUACACGGCCUACUGGUCCGAGAGCCACGUGUCCGAGGACUUUGACAUUGCCCUGCGUCUGCAGAUGAAGGGCAGCGUCAUCCGCAUCGCCUCGUACCACAACGACGAGUUCAAGGAGGGCGUGUCGCUGACCAUUUACGACGAAAUCAUGCGCUGGCAAAAGUACGCCUAUGGUGUUUCGGAGAUGAUCUUUCACCCCCUCCACCGCUGGAUCUACCGCGGGCCCUUUACCCCCCUCUUCUACACGUUCCUCUUCUCCAACAUUAUGUGGUCGUCCAAAAUCUCCAUCAUGUCGUACAUGUGCUCGUACUUUGCCCUCGGCUCCGCCCUCCUCCUCACCUGUCUCAACUACUUCCUCAUCGGUUGGAUCCGCAAUGAGCUCGCCACCGCGUACCUGACAUCGUGGAAUGUGUUUCUCUCCCUCAUUGUCGUCUUCAACGGCGCGGGUCCCAUUGCCCUCGCCGUCUUGCGCUACCGCACCGGCGAGCGCGGGCUCAUUGGCGCCCUCGUCGAAAACUACAAGUGGAUGCCGCUCAUGACGUGCUUCUUUGGCGGCAUCUCGUACCACAUCACGGUCGCGCUGCUCGCGCACCUCUUUCACGUCGACAUGCAGUGGGGGUCCACGUCCAAGGAAAAGGUCGACUCCAACUUCUUCCAGGAGGUGCCGCGCAUCUUCAAGACGUUUUGGACAAUGUACGUCUUCAUCACCCUCAUGGUCGGCGCCAUGAUUUACCUCGGCGUCUUUGCGCCCCCCGACUGGGCCAUUACCGACUUUUCGGCCAUUGUGCCUCUGGCUCUGAACUUGUCCUUUCAUGCGCUGGUGCCGUUUGUGCUGAACCCUAGUCUGAUGGUCUUUGCCUAUUAA